Cordyceps fumosorosea ARSEF 2679 is the source of this 1548-nucleotide messenger RNA. RefSeq names its product GPI mannosyltransferase 4. The coding region runs from base 1 to 1548 and encodes 515 amino acids. Gene Ontology annotation, biological process: GPI anchor biosynthetic process. Gene Ontology annotation, molecular function: alpha-1,2-mannosyltransferase activity. The record is from RefSeq and is a predicted model, not a curated record. NCBI's taxonomy places the organism in Eukaryota, Fungi, Ascomycota, Sordariomycetes, Hypocreales, Cordycipitaceae. The transcript is spliced from 4 exons. Gene Ontology annotation, cellular component: endoplasmic reticulum membrane.
AUGUGGCGGCGAUCCUAUCUCCUCCUCGUCGCCAUCCGACUGUGGUUUGCCCUUUCGCCAAGCUACCUCCACCCCGACGAGAACUUUCAAGGACCCGAAGUGAUUGCAGGCGAAAUAUUCAGCUACCCCGUGCGACGAACUUGGGAAUUCACAAACGACAAUCCCAUUCGAAGCGUGUUCCCAUUAUGGCCCGUCUACGGCCUGCCGAUGCUCCUCUUGCGCUGGCUGUGGAUUGGUAACGGCAACGAUGGAGAGAUUCCUCCCAUUGCGGUCUUCUGGACCCUCAGGGUCCUCAUGUUCCUUAUCAGCUUCGUGCUUGAGGACUGGGCUCUGCACGAGCUGAUUCCCUCGCCGCGCCAUCGUCGCGUGGCAGUUUUACUCGUCGCGUCCUCCUAUGUGACCUGGACCUACCAGACGCAUACCUUUUCUAAUUCCAUAGAGACCCUAGUUGUGGCAUGGAGCUUGGUGCUGAUCCAGCGCAUUGUGGACGCCAAGCAGCAAUCUACCCUUCUGUCUUCUUUCGGUCUCGGGAUUGUUGCCGUGUUUGGCAUCUUCAAUCGCAUUACAUUUCCAGCGUUUCUCUUAAUUCCAGGCUUUCGUUUGAUACCCCAUUUCCUGAAUAAGCCUCUUUCUCUCGCAGUCCUGGUCUCGGCUGCCCUUGUUACCUCCAUUGUCGCGAUUGCGCUGGAUACCGCAUUCUACAACUCCGACUCAGUUACAUGGACCGACCUAAUUUACAGACCAGUAAUAACCCCCCUCAACAACUUCAAGUACAACUCGGACACGGCCAACCUGGCCCAGCAUGGGCUUCACCCAUGGUACCAGCACUCGCUCGCGAACCUACCACUACUACUUGGGCCUGCUGCUGUGCUGUUCGUAACGAAGCCUCACCUAUCCAUUCGACUCUACUCCGCCAUUUCAGGGCUGGCAGUCCUGUCAAUAUUCAAGCAUCAGGAGGCCAGGUUUCUCUUGCCGACGGUGCCACUCAUUCUGUCGUCUGUUCAAAUUCCCACAAACAAGGCACUAUUACGUGUAUGGACAGGCGCAUGGAUUAUUUUUAACCUGUUUUUUGGUGUACUCAUGGGGGUAUAUCACCAAGGAGGUAUCGUUCCCGGCCAAGUCUUCAUGGCUGGCCAGCCUGACGCCACGAAUGCUGUCUGGUGGAAAACAUAUUCACCGCCUAUCUGGUUGCUCAAUGGCAAAAAUGAAGUCCUGCGAACCAAGGACGUUAUGGGUAUCAAAGGCGACGACCUGCUCCAGCAGCUGACCUCACUCGCAACCUGUGAUACUCCCGCAGACCGCCGAAACCAAGAGUACCUGAAAGAAAAGAACGGUACCUACCUCAUAGCACCAGCCUCCGCCACGUGGCUGGAUCCCUAUCUCUCAAAUAAAGGCUUACAGGGGCUGCGCUUCCGUGAGGUUUGGCGUCACCGCCAGCACCUAAACCUUGACGACUUGGAUAUUGGCGAAGAUGGCCUCUGGAACACGCUCACGAGGGUUGUUGGACGCAGAGGCCUGGUUGCUUGGCGCGUCACAAAAAGCUGCUAG